This is a messenger RNA of Penicillium canariense, 1581 nucleotides long. RefSeq names its product putative GABA permease. The coding region runs from base 1 to 1581 and encodes 526 amino acids. Lineage: Eukaryota; Fungi; Ascomycota; Eurotiomycetes; Eurotiales; Aspergillaceae. Gene Ontology annotation, cellular component: membrane. The record is from RefSeq and is a predicted model, not a curated record. Gene Ontology annotation, molecular function: transmembrane transporter activity. Gene Ontology annotation, biological process: transmembrane transport. The transcript is spliced from 4 exons.
AUGCAGGCCCCGAACAAGGCAGCGAGACUGGAAGCGAUGGACGUGGAGAUUCUUCCCAUGGACCCAGAUGCACCGCCAGCCCAGAAAUUAACCGUCUUGGAUGACAAUGACAUGCAGCGCAUGGGAAAGAUCCAGGAACUCAAGCGAAAUAUGCGACCGGUGGCCGCCUUGAGUUUUGCCUCGGUUCUGCAGGCCACUUGGGAGUUUCUUUUGAUCUCGAACGAUCAGGGCUUGGAGAAUGGCGGCCUCCCGGGCAUGUUCUGGUCCUAUAUCUGGACCUUCAUUGGCUUCGGAUUCAUUAUCGUCUCCCUCUCGGAAAUGGCGUCUAUGGCGCCCACGUCGGGCGGACAAUAUCACUGGGUGUCCGAGUUUGCUUCCCCCCGACACCAGCAGUUCCUGAGCUAUAUCACCGGCUGGAUGUCGGUAUUGGCCUGGCAGGCUGGCGCGGCGUCGGGAUCUUUCUUGACAGGAACCAUCAUUCAGGGCCUGAUCAGUGUCCGGGAUCCGAGCUAUGAACCCCAAAACUGGCAGGGUACGCUGUUUGUGUUUGCGAUGGUUCUGGUGAUCUAUAUUGCCAACGUCUAUGCGUCGGAUUUGAUGCCCAUCCUGAAUAACCUUCUCAUGAUUCUCCACGUUCUGUCCUGGGCCGUCAUUUUGAUCGUCCUGUGGGCCAUGGCCCCUCAUCAAUCCGCCAAAGCCGUGUUUCUGUCGGGGUGGCAGAAUCUGGGAGGUUGGUCCACGAUGGGGUUGAGCGUGAUGAUCGGACAAAUAUCGGCUAUCUACGGCUCACUGAGCUCUGAUGCAUGUGCGCAUAUGUCCGAAGAGGUCAAAGACGCUGGCCGAAACGUUCCGAUUGCGAUUGCCUGGGGAUACUUCAGUAAUGGUAUCAUGGCCACGAUCUUACUCGUGACGUUGCUCUUCUCCAUCCCGUCCGUGGAGGAUGCGUUGAACGAUGACACCGGGUUCCCGUUUAUCUACGUCUUCAAAAACGCCACCUCUGUCGCCGGGGUGAAUGGCCUCACGUCCAUCAUCCUCCUACCGGUGAUUUUCAGCAACAUUCUCUUUAAUGCCUCGACCUCUCGCCAAACCUUUGCCUUUGCUCGCGACAAGGGCCUGCCAUUCUCUCGAUUUCUCAGCAAGGUGGAUCCGAAGCGCCAAAUCCCUGUGAAUGCCAUCGCCCUGUCCUGCGUGAUCAGUUGCGCCUUGUCUCUCAUCAAUAUCGGGUCGGAGACGGCAUUCAAUGCCAUCAUCUCGCUGAAUGUGGCGGCCUUGAUGUAUACCUACAUCAUUUCCAUCAGUUGCGUCAUCUAUCGGAAGAUCUGGGAUCCGAAUAGUCUCCCCGCUCGCCAGUGGGAUAUGGGACGCUGGGGAUUAGCGAUCAACAUCAUUGCGCUCGUGUAUUCCUGCUUUGCGCUGUUCUGGUCCCUCUGGCCGAGUGAGCGCAAUAUAACCGUGGACAACUUCAACUGGAGCGUGGUGAUCUUCGGUGGAGUUUUCGUGAUGAGCCUCUUCAUGUAUAUGGUGAAGGGACGCAAGGAGUAUGAGGGGCCGGCUGUUAUCGUGCGGCCGUCUCAUGGAUAG